Messenger RNA from Penicillium robsamsonii, 915 nucleotides. Its product is annotated as class II aldolase/adducin domain protein. The transcript is spliced from 5 exons. The record is from RefSeq and is a predicted model, not a curated record. The coding region runs from base 1 to 915 and encodes 304 amino acids. Gene Ontology annotation, cellular component: cytoskeleton. Gene Ontology annotation, molecular function: actin filament binding. Lineage: Eukaryota; Fungi; Ascomycota; Eurotiomycetes; Eurotiales; Aspergillaceae.
AUGUCGACAUCUACAACAACACAGCAAGAGCAGACCGUUCACGUAAUCAACGAAGAUCAAUUACCUCCACUACCACCAGCAGCAAACGAUGCAUGCUUCCAGGGUCUGGCUCGUGGAGGCCGAAAUGACACUCUAAAACUCCGCGGUAUUCCCACAUUCUCAGACCUAACUGAGAAACGCAAGUGGAUGAAGGAGCACAUGGCUGCUGCAUUCCGGUUCUUUGGCAAGCUAGGGUAUGGGGAGGGUGUCUCCGGGCACAUUUCGAUGCGAGGCAAGUACCCGAUCCUCAAAGACCAUUUCUGGAUGAACCCGUUCGCCAAGCAUUUCUCGACCAUCAAGGCUUCGGAUCUCGUGCUUCUCGAUGCUGAUGGAUUCGUUGUUGAGGGUGGAGCUCAGCUGCCUGUUAAUGAAGCUGGGUUCUUGAUUCAUUCAGAGAUCCACAAGGCACGCCCGGAUGUUGUAGCUGCGGCGCACACACAUUCUAUUCAUGGAAAGACGUGGAGUUCAUUUGGAAAGCCAAUUGAGAUGCUUACACAAGAUGCAUGCAGCUUCUUUGGCAGAGUGGGUGUUUACGAAGACCACGGCGGUAUUGUUCUAUCGGCAGAUGAAGGAAAGGCCAUUUCCAAGGCAUUGGGCAAGGAAAACAUUGCAUGCAUCUUGCAAAACCACGGCCUCCUAACUGUCGGUCGGACUGUCGAUGAAGCAGCGAUCCUCUACUCCAUGCUGGAGAACGCCUGUCGGUCACAGCUUCUUGCUGAAGCAGCAGCAGCCAAUGGUCUUCCAAAGAAGAUCAUUAGUGAUGAUGUAGCCAAGUUCACCGCCGAUGCUGCCCAGAAUCCUCACAAUUUCUAUACCGAGUUCCAACCUGAAUUUGAGUUGCUCGUCGAAGAGACAAACGGAAGGUUCCUUCAGUAA